Argentina anserina (silverweed cinquefoil) is the source of this 1230-nucleotide messenger RNA. Its product is annotated as protein FAR1-RELATED SEQUENCE 3. The record is from RefSeq and is a predicted model, not a curated record. NCBI's taxonomy places the organism in Eukaryota, Viridiplantae, Streptophyta, Magnoliopsida, Rosales, Rosaceae. Bases 152 to 910 code for a protein of 252 amino acids. The transcript has 3 exons.
GUAUUGCAACACGUCAGGUGAAAUUGAGUCCCCAUCUUUAUUUCCUGAACCCUCUCCUUCUUUGCCCCUUCCCGUCGUCGUCUCUCCCUGUCUCUCUGCGGCGAAAGCGUACGAUCGUCAUCCACCCGGCACCCUCGUCGGAACCAAUUACAUGGAGUUUACAGUUGAUGGUGAUAUUGAUGGUGAGGUCGUCGGCAGUUCUGCUGACAUGGAAGGAAGUAGAGCAGGUGAUGAAAAUGAAACUGGAGGAAGUUCUGUUGAAGGAGCAUUCCAUCUCGGUCAGGAAGAUAAUUUAAUUCUGGAUUCUUCUGGAAGGAAUAUGAUUCCAUCGGCGAUUCCUGUAGUAUCAGUUGUUUCAGCCGAUGAGCCAUAUGUUGGUCAAGAGUUUGAAACCGAAGCAGCUGCUCAUGCAUUUUACAAUGCAUAUGCCACUCAUGUGGGAUUCAUAAUUCGUGUGAGCAAACUCUCUCGAUCAAGGCGGGAUGGAACUGCCAUUGGCCGUGCACUUGUUUGUAAUAAGGAGGGUUAUAGAAUGCCUGACAAGCGUGAAAAGAUCGUAAGGCAAAGAGCAGAGACCAGGGUUGGUUGCAGAGCAAUGAUUUUGGUGAGAAAAGUAAGUUCUGGAAAAUGGGUCGUCACAAAGUUUGUGAAGGAGCAUACACAUCCCUUGUCACCUGGGAAAGGCAGAAGGGAUUGCAUUUAUGAUCAAUAUCCGAAUGAACAUGACAAGAUUCGGGAACUAUCCCAGCAACUGGCUGUAGAGAAGAAACGUGCAGCAACAUAUAAAAGACAUCUUGACCUAAUAUUUGAGCAUAUUGAAGAGCACAAUGAGAGCCUAUCAAAGAAGAUCCAACACAUAGUUGAUAGUGUGAAAGAGAUUGAAAAUAAAGAGCAGCAAGGUUAUAGAUAGUUUGCUCUUCGGCAAUAUAAAGCACCUUGGGUGAAGCAUAGAAACGAGCUAUGUUGUGGGGAUUGCUGCAGGAUGAAGCAGACAUUGUUUUGGUUUUAAGUGUUGGUUUAUGAUGCCUUGUGCUUCACCUAGGUAUAGUAACUAGCUAGUUUUGUAGUUUGGCAUAUUUGGGUCAAUGGCAUUCAUUCGACUGCUUUGCAUAAUUUGUUGUCUACAGACUACAGCACAUGUUCAGUAGGAAAUUUCUUGAAUGCAUGUACAGUUUACCUGGGCCAUCCUUACCAAUUUGCUUGCAAUGCAAAAGGUAUUAGAAUGUCCCA